Molecule: messenger RNA, 789 nt
Organism: Solanum pennellii
Lineage: Eukaryota; Viridiplantae; Streptophyta; Magnoliopsida; Solanales; Solanaceae
Exons: 8
Coding region: 42-674 (210 amino acids)
Source: RefSeq, a predicted model, not a curated record
UGUAUUAAUAAGCAAAAUAGAUAAGAGGAAAAGGAUAAGUGAUGGCUUUUUCUUCUUCAAUCAGCUUAAGCUAUGGAAAGUUGUGUUCUGGAUUUCAUUAUAAUAAGCAACCAAUUUUAUCAAAAUAUUCCAAGAAUUCACAUUUCUCAGUUUUUUUAUCUACCCAAAAUGGACACCAUUUGAAGCUUAAGGUACAAUAUCCCAGAGCAUCUUUUGAUACUGAAGGCCUUCCCUCUGAGAUUACUGAGGAUUCUAAGUUUGUUUCUAUAAACGCCGAAGACCCAAAAUAUGGUCCACCUGCUUUGUUGUUGCUGGGCUUCGAAGUGGACGAAGCAGCAAAGAUACAACAGCUUUUGAAAGAGAUGGAUGGUGAAUUCCUCCAGGUCAUCUUUUGUACCGAAGACAUGAUUUCUCGCUCACUUUGGGAAGCAGUGAACACGAAACAGACCAAUUUAGAUGCUUCAAAGAUUGCUAAACAGCUUCCGCGAAUUUGCUUCCUGUCUGGCCUUACCGGAGAGGAGAUGAUGAUGUUUCUUGACGCAUUUGAAGAAAGUGGACUUGAAGACCCCGUCUUUGCUGCUCUUGUUCCAAACAGCGCGGAGAAGCCAUUACAAGAAUUAAUCGAUGAGAUUAUGGGAGAUCAUGAACUACUUUCUGCCAAAAAUUCAAGCUAGAGGGAAAAAAAUGUAUUUUUCUUUUUUAUAAUUAGCACUGAUUAUAAAUUUUGUUAUUUAAUUUUUUACACUAUCAAUAUAUAUAUAAUUGGUUUAUCUAUUAUACAUUGUUGUC